CUUCACCGAGCUCUGCUGCACUGGACGCGGGUAUAGAUGCCAGUCUGGGAGCGGGUGCAGGGCACAGAGUGAAUUCAUCGAGGCGGGUACCACCGGGUGCAGGAAUGUCCGAGGUUAGUCUCGAGGUACGGAGGGAGCGGUCGGACCUGGAGGAGGAGGCGGGUUCUAACGAUACGAUGACUGAGGUGGAUAUAAGUGACGGUAUCGGUGAUAGAACCCAGCAGAUGGGGAACGGUGAUGAUGAUGAUGAUGAUGAUGAUGGUGGUGGUGCAGAACCGAACCCGCGCUCUGAUAACGGAGCUCAGACGGUUCGUUCUGAUCCCAGAUCAGCCAGAGCUGAACCAGUCCAGGAUUUAAAGGUGACGAUGGCGGAUGAGGCCUGCAGGGGUCCGGCUGAAAUUUCGGUCACCAGCAACGGAGACGCAGAGAGCGACCGGGGAGAAACCUUUCAUCAGAACCCAUCACAUGGCUCAUCCUCGUCUGGACCGACUCACGUCCACAGCGCACCGGAGGCGUAUGGCAGCGUGACCGAGGGCGUGGAGGACGUGGGACCCUUUACAGGUGCUGGUGAUGAAGAGCAGCAGAACAGUGGCGCUGUGGUCCUAUCUGAUGACCUGAAGAGCCCGGCCAUGGAGAAGCUGGACCUGGUCCGCAAGUGGAGCAUCAACACCUACAAAUGCACUAAGCAGAUCCUGUCGGAGAAGCUGGGCCGAGGCUCUCGAACCGUGGACCUGGAGCUGGAGGCUCAGAUCGACAUCCUGAGGGACAACAAGCGCAAGUACGAGCAGGUGGUGAAGCUGGCACAGACGCUGGCCAGUCAGCUGGCACAGAUGUUGCAGACGCAGCGCCAACUGGGCGACGCCUUCGCCGACCUGAGCCAGAAAACGCCGGAACUGCACGAGGAGUUCGGGUUUAAUGCCGAGACCCAGAAGCUUCUGUCCCGGAACGGUGAGACUCUGUUGGGAGCGAUUCAGUUCUUCAUCUCCAGCGUCAACACGCUGAUCGAUAAAACCAUCGAGGACACCAUGAUCAACAUCAAACAGUACGAAGCAGCCAGGGUCGAGUAUGACGCGUACCGUACGGAUCUGGAGGAGCUGAACCUCGGCCCCCGGGACGGCACCACCCUCCCUAAAAUCGAGCAGUCUCAGGCCCAGUUUCAGGUCCACCGUGAGAAGUACGAGAAGAUGCGCAGCGACGUCGCCGUCAAACUCAAGUUCCUGGAGGAGAACAAGGUGAAGGUGUUGCACAAUCAGCUGGUUCUGUUCCAUAACGCCAUGGCUGCGUAUUUCUCCGGUGACCAGAAACAUCUGGAACAAACACUCAAACAGUUUCACAUCAAGAUGAAGAUACCUGGAGCGGACACGCCCUCCUGGCUCGAGGAACACUGAUCCCCCAAAAAACCCCCCCUGUACACUCCUGAGGACACUAAACCUGUUCAGUCCAGUACGGAGGAAACCACCAGGCUCCAAACUAAACUGCUCCUGUAUCUUUUCUACCUUUUUUAAAUGAAAAGCUUCUAUUUUUGUGGAGUUUUUUACUCUUCAGGCACUUUGUGUUGAUCCGACAAAUCAAAAACGCUGCAAAGAAUCGAUAUGAACUCCUGAUUACAGCAGAAUUAUUACGUUUAUUUAUUUAUAAACGUGUUUACAGUGACGAGCGAGCGAGUUCAGCUCCCGCCGAGCCUCAACACACUUUACAAUUAUUAUAAACCCUCAAUAUUACACCUUUUAUUGAUGAAUAAAAACAUUUUGGGGAGUAAAAAACUGUCAGCUCAGUGAAUUUACUUCUUAAAAUAAUCAUUAAAAUAAUUUGCUGUUCUUUAAUUAUUAAUUUAUUGUGCUGUAUUGUGUAAUUAUUAUUAUUAUUAUAAUUAAAUGUAAUAAAAUAAAAAUAAAUUACUGAUAUUAUGAAUAAUAUUUAAAAUAAUAAUAACGGUGAUGAUAAUAACAUCAAUAUCAAUAAUAAAAUAAAAUGAAAUUAAAUUAAAAGUAUUAGCAAUAAAAAAAUUCCUCAAAAAAUAAUCAUUACAAAUAAUUUGCUGUUUUUCAGGCUGUUUAAAAUAAAACAUCAUGCUUUUGCAGUGUAAGUAAAUAAUAAAAAUAAAAAUAGGAUGAAUGUAACAUGAGAUGUGAGGGAGUAAAAUCAUCCGAAGCUCGAUCCUCAUUUUCUCUUCACCUGCUGGAUUAGCACCAGUUACUUUAUUACCUCCCUGUUUUCAUGUUCUCGACCAAACACACGUUAUUAAUAUUAUCGUAAGAACGACUGAAUGAAUCUGAAAGUGUCGAUAUACAGAAUUUCGAACAUCCUGGACACAGAACCGAAUCUGUGGAGCGCUUCCUCAUGUUCAGGUUCAGACAGGAUUUAUUUUUCUACCCAGACGUGCCUUUUUCUGCCUGACCAGAACCUUCACACCGACACCCUCCUGAUCUGAACCUGACAUUUAAUCAGCGCACAGCGUACAGAGCAGCUGCACUCCGACCAAAUUCAUUCACGUAAAAAGAUUUCUAUUUUUUUAUAUAGAAUUUACUGAGCAUUCCAGCCUGGAACUGUUUCAUACAUCACAGGAAACCUGGUGGAGUUUAGAAACUAAAAUAAAAAAAUACCUGACUAUUAAAGACCAGAUUAUAAACAUCAGACUAUAUAGACAUAAAUAAUAAUAAAUCACUUUCACUCUUUCUUAUUUGGUUUUCACGUUUCCUCUCUGUCUAAAUGAUUCUGAAUGUUUUUCUCUCUGGACGGAACGUUUAAUAUUUGCAUUAUUACGACAUCAAUAUCAAAUAUUAUUGUGUUAUUAUUACUGUCAGCAGCAGCUUUUAUGUUUAUAGUUUUGUGUGUGAACUGAUCCUGAUCUUCACGCUCAGGUUUAUAGAAAUAAAUCUCUGAAUAUAAAA
This is a messenger RNA of Trichomycterus rosablanca, 2891 nucleotides long. RefSeq names its product ADP-ribosylation factor interacting protein 1 (arfaptin 1) (gene arfip1). The transcript is spliced from 9 exons. Gene Ontology annotation, molecular function: phospholipid binding; protein domain specific binding. The coding region runs from base 105 to 1388 and encodes 427 amino acids. Gene Ontology annotation, cellular component: trans-Golgi network membrane. The record is from RefSeq and is a predicted model, not a curated record. Gene Ontology annotation, biological process: intracellular protein transport; regulation of Arp2/3 complex-mediated actin nucleation. NCBI's taxonomy places the organism in Eukaryota, Metazoa, Chordata, Actinopteri, Siluriformes, Trichomycteridae.